ACUUGCAGUGCAAAGACCACAAGCAAGAAGACUCCGAAGCCGGGAGUAGAAUUACCAACAAUUUUUCUGGAGCUCAGAGAGAAAAGACAAGAUAGACCACAGCUUUUGGUUCUACGGACUGUCUGUUGGAGCUCCAAUACAACCAAUUUAUCACUUCGCUAUACACCAGUUUCUCUGGAUAUAGCAGCUAAACAAAGUUGGUAGUAAACUCUUUGGAGUUUGGUUAGAGUCAUAUUUUUUCUUUGCUUGUGAGAGUGGACUGCACUGAAACUUGGGAUCGACCCGUCUGGGGUUGCGCUUGUUCCUGGCUCUUUUCAGCGGCUGCGAACACUGCAAAAGUUUUUGGCCAGAUCUGAAGACUUCGAGUCGAGUCAGACUUUUGAGUACACACUCAGCAGCUGCUACCCGAGCUGCUCCAACACACCUGGCCGACCGGAUAGAGAGCAACUGACAAGACUUCAACAAAAGGUUUUCAUGACAUGACAGAUUGUCUGAUGCACUAAAGUCUACAAGUUCUUCAGAGGGGUAUCAUAGAUACGUCAAAAGAUCUGAAACCAGUGCAAUAACUUAAAGAAGUCAAAGAAGAAACCUUGUCAAACCAGUAAUCACAGAAACCUCCAUCUAAGCCGACCCAAUGGCGUGGUCAGCUCUUACCGGCCCCUGUGUGGCCCUCGUACUGCUUUUAUUCGGUUUGAUCUCCUGCACUCCCUCCGGGCCAGCAUCCCCGACCUGUGCCACCCUGGAACAGAGUCGCUUCUUUGGUGUAUUCUCCUCUACGUCUACACUGCACUCCACACCCUGCUCCUGGACCCUGCAGAACCCUGAUCCUCGCCGCUACAACGUCUACAUGAAAAUCACCAAGCCAACCGACUCCUGUGUGCCCCGCCAGAUCAAGACCUUCCAGUUCGACUCCUUCAUCGAGACCUCUCGCACCUAUCUGGGCAUGGAGAGCUUCGACGAGGUUGUCAAGCUGUGCGACGCAUCAACCACUGUCACCUACCUGGAGUCCAGCAAGCAGUUCUUGCAGAUUCGCAAGGUGGCCUCAAGAAACGGCGUGGAGAUGUUGGAGGAGCAGAAUGAUGUCAGUGAGUUCAAGGCUGAGUUUCUGGUCGUGGGGAAGAGGAACCCAAGUAUGCCUGCCUGUCAGAUGCUGUGCCAGUGGCUGGAGAAGUGCCUGUCAAGUAGUACCCAUGAUUAUCCCUGUGGCAUCAUGAACACACCCUGCCAGUGCUGGGAGGCCCCAAAGAGGAAGCCAGGAAGCUGCUACAGAGGCGGUGUCUACGUUGAGAAAUGCCUUCCCGUUCCCAGAGACAGUGCACGCGAUGCUGAGAUUAUCAAGAGCUGGGCUGGUUGGGGCCGUUGGUCAGUUUGCAGCCAGGAAUGCGAUAGUGGAGUCCAGGUGCGCAGCCGAGCAUGCCAGCCCGAGGAGGAUGUGUGUCAGGGAAUAGUUGAAGAAGGACGGGCCUGCAACCCUCAGCCCUGCAUUGGCAAAGAGCGCAACAGGAGCCAGGGUCUGCGAGCCAUCGUCGGUUUGAAGAGAGACAAUGCUGAUGAUUCUAACCAUGGAGUUGUUGCAACCCAAACAGUAGAUGCUAAGACAGAUGAGUGGUCCCCCUGGAGCACAUGUUCAAUCACCUGUGGAGAGGGAUGGCAGAGCCGCACUCGCGUCUGUGCUACUUCUUCCUUCACCACCCAGUGCACCGGACCCCUGCGUGAGAACCGGCCCUGCAACAAUACAGCCGUCUGCCCCGUUAAUGGUGCUUGGGAUGAGUGGACCCCCUGGAGUCUGUGCUCAUCCACAUGCGGCCGUGGUUAUCGUGAUCGUACCCGCACAUGCAAGCAGCCCCAGAACGGAGGAGAGCCUUGCCGCGGCCCUACAAGACAAACUAAGUUCUGCAACAUCGCUGUCUGCCCAGUGGACGGAUCCUGGAAUGAAUGGUCUGGCUGGAGCUCAUGCACUGCUUCUUGCUCCAACGGCACCAUGCAGAAAAUACGGGAGUGCAACGGGCCAUCCUACGGGGGCUCCGAGUGUCACGGCAGCUGGAAAGAGUCAGUCAACUGCUUCCUGAAAGAUUGCCCUGUUGAUGGUCGUUGGCAUGCGUGGAGCUCUUGGGGCAGCUGCAGCAAGACUUGCGGUGGAAGCGUCCAGCAGAGACAGAGAGUCUGUGAAGGGCCUUUCUUUGGUGGAGAGCCUUGCCCCGGUGAAAAGGGAGAACAGAAGCGUUGCAAUGAGAAGAGAUGCCCUGAGCCCCAUGAGAUCUGCCCUGAGCAGAACGCUGGAGAUGUUGUGUGGAAGAAAACACCCGCUGGAGACAUGGCUGCUGUUGCCUGCCCUGCUGAUGCCUCAGGUCUGAUUCUGCGCCGGUGCACCUUGGACGCUGUAGGUCUUGCCUCCUGGGAGAGCCCAUCUCACAUCAAGUGUGUCUCCAAGAACUAUGAGAACAUUCAGAUGCUGUCAAGGGACUACAACUCCAAAGCGCAGAUAGGGCAGAGUGUGGACGGGAUCACUGAGGUGAUUUCACGCCUGAGAUUCUCCUCCGAUGAGGGGGCCAAGUACAGCGGUGACCUGAUGGCCGUCAUGGAAGUCCUACAGAACACCACUGAACUGUACAAGGGAACCAGACUGAGGUUGAGCAACGCUGAUGUCGAGAACUACGUCCAGACAAUCAGCAACUUAUUGAAGGAGGAACAUCGCGACAAAUGGGAAGAGGCACAGCUGAUGGGUGCCAACAUUAAGGCAUUCCUCCACCUUGUUGAGGACUCUGUGAACAUGAUCGGUAUGCAAAUGAGCGGCUUCCAGGACAUUUACGAAGUCACCGAGAAUUUAGUGAUGAGCAUCCACAAGCGCCCGACGAGCACAGCCGCAAAUUUCACCUUCCCCGUAAAGGGCUGGAGGGGUAUGCUGGACUGGGUCAGGACCUCUGAGGAGAAGAUCUCAGUGUCCCGUGAUGCUCUGUCCAUUGAACAGACUGAUGGCAACGAUGCUUUUGUGACCGGCAUCGUCCUCUACAGAAACCUUGCCUCUAUUCUGUCCUUUCAAAGUAACACCACACUCCUCAACUCCAAGGUGGUGACAGUGAUCGUCAAGCCCACCCCGAAUAUUCUGUCCACCCCUGUUGAGAUCGAGUUCUCCCACCUCCACAAUGGAACCAUGAAUGAGACAUGCCUCUCCUGGGACGAGAGCGAAACUUCCUCUCUGCUUGGGUCUUGGUCUACUCGGAGCUGCAGAGCGGUCCCCGUUCAUUCAUUCAGAACCAAAUGCGUGUGUGACAGCGUCUCCACCUUCGCCAUUUUAGCACACGUCAACUUCGACUCGAUCAUGGACAAGGCACUGCUCCCGUCCGUGACUCUCAUUGUUGGCUGUGGGGUCUCCUCUCUCACCCUGCUGCUCCUCAUCAUCAUCUACGUCUCCGUGUGGAAGUAUAUCCGCUCCGAGCGCUCCGUUAUCCUCAUCAACUUCUGCCUCUCCAUUAUAUGCUCCAAUGCCCUGAUUCUCAUAGGACAAACUCAGGCUCGCAACAAGGUGGUGUGCACUCUCGUCGCUGCUCUCCUGCACUUCUUUUUCCUCUCCUCUUUCUGCUGGGUGCUGACAGAAGCUUGGCAGUCCUACAUGGCUGUCACCGGUCGUCUGCGCAACCGCAUUAUCCGCAAGCGCUUCUUGUGCUUAGGCUGGGGCCUUCCUGCACUGGUGGUGGCUGUGUCUGUGGGUUUCACUAAAGCUAAGGGAUAUGGCACUGUCAACUACUGCUGGCUGUCUCUUGAGGGCGGACUUCUCUACUCCUUUGUUGGCCCUGCUGCAGCUGUUGUCUUGGUGAAUAUGGUCAUUGGUAUUCUGGUCUUCAACAAGCUGGUAUCCAAGGACGGCAUCACCGAUGUGAAGCUGAAGGAGAGAGCCGGAGCAUCACUGUGGAGCUCCUGCGUGGUUCUGCCCCUAUUGGCCCUCACCUGGAUGUCUGCCGUCCUGGCCAUCACCGACCGUCGCUCUGCCCUUUUCCAGAUCCUCUUUGCCGUCUUCGACUCUCUGGAAGGUUUCAUCAUCGUCAUGGUUCACUGCAUCCUGCGUAGAGAGGUUCAAGAAGCUGUAAAGUGCAGAGUAGUCGACCGCAAGGACGACGGCAAUGGAGACUCUGGCAGUUCUCUUCACAAUGGCCACACACAGCUUAUGCAGUCUGAUAACGAAAAGGAUGGAGAUUCAAACAGACAAGGAAUGAUGAGCUCCUCUGAAGAGAAGAUGCCUCCACCUCAGCUGCCUCUUCCCAUGGGCUCCAACUUCCACACGCUGCCAUCCAACCUCAGCAAGAGCCACAUGCAGGCUGUUCCCGAAUAUUCCAGCCACACUCUCACGCUGAAGAGAGAGAAGAGCCGUCUGGUGGGAGGAAUGGACCCAACGUGUGGGAAACCCGUGUACGUCUGCGAGGGGGAGCUUUUCCAUCAGCUGGACGCCGAUCUCGCCCGGGCUCAGGCCGACGGCAGCAUCUCAGACGGCAGCAGUUACGUCCUCAUGCCCAACACUACCUCCACCCUGAGGGUCAAGCCCAAGGAUGACCCGACAAAAUACAACAUCAGCGUGGAGCAGAUGCCACAGGCCAGACUCAUGCACCUCAGCGGGCCCUUUGCAGAGCCCCAGGCUGCCUUCGGGAUCAAGUCCAUCCCCCUUGAUCAGGUCAGCGUGUCCUACUCCGAGAGAGACUCGCCCAUCCAGAACAUCCACAACAUGUCCAGUGAGUCUCACAUCACCCACAGCAGCCUGGAGAACACCUUCGAGUCCAUGAACUCCAUGAUGUCCAAGAGUGAGACCAUCUCCACACUGUCCAUGAGCUCCUUGGAGAGACAGAAAUCCCGUUAUGCUGAGUUGGACUUUGAGAAAAUAAUGCACACAAAGAAACGCCACCAGAACAUGUUCCAGGACCUAAACAGGAAGCUACAUCAUGCUGAGAAAGACAGGGAGUCACCUGCUUCUGACAGCAAGUCUGUGAGAUGGAGUGUGUCUUCAGGAGGAAGUGACAAAACGAACCACAGUGACAAACAGCAGGGACCUCUGGAAAGGCCGUGGGAGGGAGUCCGAGUAAUACAGCAGUCGCCCCCUGCAUGGGUGCGUAAAGACCUGGAGCCCUUAGCCGCCUCGCCUCUGGAGCUGCACUCUGUGGAGUGGGAGAAGGCCGGCACCACCAUCCCUCUGGUGGGGCAGGACAUCAUCGACCUGCAGACAGAGGUCUGAGGCGGAGGAGGGGGGCGCGAGAAGCCACCUGAUUUCACCUUGUUUACCUUUUUGGUUUAGGAAUGGGAUCCUAUAUGGAUAGUAGAGGAAACCAAGAAUGGGAGGAAGUGAGAAAGUAGGUCCCAGAAUCAAUAUCUUCGAACCCUCAACCAGAGCAGGAAGGAAGAGAGAGAAGGAGUGAUGGAGGUGUGGAUAUAUCUGUGGUGAUGGGAUGGUUAAUUUAGCUUCUCUGUGUGGACUUAAAGCAUCUUGUGUCAGAGUGCUCUGAAGGUCAAUGGAUUAGUGGAGCGAUCAGUGGUUUCCAUUGACCAGGACUGGCUAUGGUUCCAUUAGCGCCUCACUGGGAGUUUCCUGAACUCUUCAGCCUGGGCUCAGAAGAUGUGGUCGACAUGUCUGUGCUUCUUUUUUCCUUCAACUCAACUUUGGAGAAAAAUGAUAUAAUAUAAUAUGGCGCGUCCUCCCAGCUUCUCGGGAGGAACCACCGUAAACUCUUGGCUGCUCCUCUUCCAGCUGAAUUACUUUCCAAAAUAGGACAAGGCAAGUGAGCAUAAGGGACAAGUUUCAUGCUUGGAGUCCAACAUUCUGCACUUCAGUAGAUGGGCGCACACAUUUUUGUUUUUUUGGGUUCAUUUGUUUGUUUGUACCGUUUCACAUCUUGAACUUUAAACAGCUUAAGAUGAGACUCUUCCAUGCGACUCUGAACUGAGAAUAUAACUCUUCUACUGGAAAGUGGGCUCAAUCAUAAUGAUGGAGCUUCACACUGCUGUUAUCAUCAUGGUUAUUAUUAUUAUUAUUAUUAUUAUUAUGAUUACUGUCAGUGUUAUGAUUAACAUUAUUAUUGUCAUUAUUGAGUUUAAAGCUUAUAUUUUGAUUUUUCAUACCCCCAUACCCCCAGGUACACGUUCUAUUGUUUUGUGCUGUGACCUACAGCAUUAGGCUCCAAAAUAAAAGAUUCAAUGCAUCUUUAAUGUGUUGUGAGCCCAAAUGGACUGCAUUGGGACUAACAAAUGAGGAUGGUGAUGGAGAUGGUUAAUUACCCAAAAUGUCUCCGGUAUUCUGCUUCAAUACCAAAACACCAGCACCAGGAUGAACACAGACUCUCACACAGGAAGAGCAGUGCACUCUGGAGAAAUGCUGAGUGGAAAUGUGAGGCAGUGGAGGGGAGAAUCCGGCCCUCUCAGUCUGCACAAGGUGCAGGCUCUUCCAUGUUGUACAUGUGGAUUCAAGGGGUCAGCGAGACCUUUCAUCAUCGCCCUUCUGUUUCUCAGCCCUGCAGGACUCUUGGACCGAGCAGAGGCUCCUGGCGCUGGUUUGACUUCCAGUGCAGCGCCAGGUCCUUGAGACUUUUAACACAUUUGUGUUUUCAGCCAUCAGUGUGAUAUAGUGCAAUAUGAUGGGCGCUUGAUGCUCAAGCAAGAUUGAUAAAAAAUGAUUUAGGCAGUAUUUUUUUCUUACCGAUGUUUCAACACUUUUAUACCAUCUUCCUCAUAUUUACUGGGAAUAUAGAUGCUUUAUGAGAAUAUUGUAUGACAAAUCUGUUUUAGUAAUUCAAGGAAUUUAUUCACUAGAGAUUUGUUAGCACAAGACUCCAUAUUUGGAGCGCUUUGUGACAGGUAGAUAAUUAUACUUCUAUAAAGCAAACAUUAUAUAGAAUGAAUUAUAGCCUACUGUAUGAAUAUCUCUAAACUGUGCUUCAGGAUAUUUGUGAUUACUCGACGCAGUGUAGCGAUGGGUAAUUGAACCUCAUGUCUUCUGUAACAAAAUGUUUUUGAUAACCUUGUCAGUAACUCAAUAGUAUGUACUACCAGCCAAAUUCCCUGUCCCCUUCAAACUCCUAUGUCUUACCCUCAACCAGAUGCAUACCUCAAGUUGCUUGUAUUGGAAAGCCAUUUGUAUUUCCUUGUCACAGCUUUGUUUAUUAUGUUCUGUUUUACCUCCUGUAUAUGUACAGUUUUCACAGCACAAGAUGAAUGAGUUAUUUCUAAUAAAAACACAUCCAUAUUACAUGAA
This is a messenger RNA of Cottoperca gobio, 7228 nucleotides long. Its product is annotated as adhesion G protein-coupled receptor B1-like. The transcript is spliced from 32 exons. The record is from RefSeq and is a predicted model, not a curated record. Gene Ontology annotation, molecular function: G protein-coupled receptor activity. Gene Ontology annotation, biological process: negative regulation of angiogenesis; engulfment of apoptotic cell; adenylate cyclase-activating G protein-coupled receptor signaling pathway. Gene Ontology annotation, cellular component: postsynaptic density; dendrite; plasma membrane. The coding region runs from base 635 to 5218 and encodes 1527 amino acids. Lineage: Eukaryota; Metazoa; Chordata; Actinopteri; Perciformes; Bovichtidae.